Molecule: messenger RNA, 6666 nt
Organism: Gorilla gorilla gorilla (western lowland gorilla)
Lineage: Eukaryota; Metazoa; Chordata; Mammalia; Primates; Hominidae
Gene: SH3TC1
Product: SH3 domain and tetratricopeptide repeats 1
Exons: 19
Coding region: 206-4228 (1340 amino acids)
Molecular function (GO): protein binding
Source: RefSeq, a predicted model, not a curated record
GAAGCAGGGGGCGGAGGCCGCUGUGCAGUCAGCCUGGCUGUGGGCGGCUCCUGCCUGCUCCGUCCAGCUGGAGACAGCCCCGUGGGGCCAGCCAGCGCUGGGCCAGGAGCGGCCACCUGGUUCCUGCGUGCUACGGCCCUGUGGGCCUGGGAGCUGCCUCUGAGGAACACGCCGCAGGGCCAGGCAUGUGAAGUCUCUGCGGGUCAUGGAGAACCUCCCUGCCGUGACCACUGAGGAGUCGACCCCCAUGGGGAGGGGUCCUGUGGGACCCUCAGGAGGUGGCAGCAGCCGGGACCAGGUCCGGACUGUGGCCAUGAGGCCCUCUGUGAGCUGGGAGAAAGCGGGGCCCGAGGAGGCCAAGGCGCCGGUGAGAGGCGACGAGGCUCCUCCUGCCUGCGUGGCUGGGCCUGCUGCUGGGACCCCUCCCUGCCAGAUGGGGGUUUAUCCCACAGACCUGACCCUGCAGCUGCUGGCUGUGCGGAGGAAGAGCGGACUGCAGGACCCCGGCCUACAGCAGACCCUCCGGGGCCAGCUCCGCCUGCUGGAGAAUGAUAGCCGGGAGAUGGCCCGCGUGCUUGGGGAAUUAUCAGCCAGGCUGCUGUCCAUCCACAGUGACCAGGACCGGAUCGUGGUGACGUUUAAGACUUUUGAAGAAAUCUGGAAGUUUUCCACCUACCACGCUCUCGGCUUCACUCAUCACUGCCUGGCAAACCUGCUCAUGGACCAGGCCUUCUGGCUGCUCUCACCCAGUGAGGAGGAGGAGACGGCCAUCCAAGUCCAUGUGGAUGAGAACGCCUUAAGGCUGACCCACGAGAGCCUCCUCAUCCAAGAAGGGCCCUUCUUUGUCCUGUGUCCUGACCACCAUGUGAGAGUGAUGACGGGUCCCCGGGAUGCAGGAAAUGGCCCCCAGGCCCUCAGGCAGGCUUCGGGGGCACCCCAGGGAGAGGCGGCCCCGGAAACAGACUCUUCACCGCCGAGCCCCAGCGUGUCCUCCGAGGAGGUGGCAGUGGCGGCCGCCCCAGAGCCUUUGAUUCCAUUUCAUCAGUGGGCUCUUAGGAUCCCCCAGGACCCCAUCGACGAUGCCAUGGGUGGCCCUGUGAUGCCCGGCAACCCGCUGAUGGCUGUGGGCCUGGCCUCGGCAUUGGCAGACUUCCAGGGCUCGGGGCCCGAAGAGAUGACCUUCCGAGGUGGCGACCUCAUCGAGAUCCUUGGGGCGCAGGUGCCCAGCCUGCCCUGGUGCGUGGGCCGACACGCAGCCUCGGGCCAGGUGGGGUUUGUGCGGAGCAGCCUCAUCAGCAUGCAGGGCCCCGUGUCCGAGUUGGAAAGUGCGAUUUUUCUCAAUGAGGAAGAAAAGUCAUUCUUCAGCGAGGGCUGCUUUUCUGAGGAGGAUGCCAAGCAGUUGCUGAGGCGGAUGUCGGGCACCGAUGUCUGCAGCGUGUACAGCCUGGACUCAGUAGAGGAAGCUGAGACCGAGCAGCUGCAGGAAAAAGAAAUACCUCCACCUUGCCUGAGCCCGGAGCCACAGGAGACCUUGCAGAAGGUGAAGAAUGUUCUGGAACAAUGCAAGACCUGCCCAGGCUGCCCCCAGGAGCCAGCGUCCUGGGGUCUCUGUGCGGCAUCCAGCGUCGUGAGUUUGCAGGACCCAGAGGAGCCCUCCUUCUGCUUGGAAGCUGAGGACGACUGGGAGGACCCAGAGGCCCUGAGCUCACUGCUGCUGUUCCUGAAUGCCCCCGGGUACAAGGCCAGCUUCUGUGGCCUGUACGAUGUGGCACUGCCGUGGCUGAGCAGCGUGUUCCGCAGCUUCAGCGACGAGGAGGAGCUGACUGGGCGCCUGGCACAGGCCCGGGGGGCGGCCAAGAAAGCUGGCCUCCUCAUGGCCCUGGCCAGGCUCUGCUUCCUCCUGGGGCGGCUGUGCAGCAGGAGGCUCAAGCUGUCCCAGGCCCGGGUGUACUUUGAGGAAGCGCUGGGGGCCCUGGAGGGCAGCUUCGGGGACCUGUUCCUGGUGGUGGCUGUGUACGCCAACCUGGCCAGUAUUUACCGGAAGCAGAAGAAUCGGGAGAAGUGUGCACAGGUGGUGCCCAAAGCCAUGGCCCUGCUCCUGGGGACGCCCAACCACAUCUGCAGCACCGAGGCGGAGGGGGAGCUCCUGCAGCUGGCGCUGCGGCGGGCGGUGGGUGGCCAGAGCCUGCAGGCCGAGGCCCGGGCCUGCUUCCUGCUGGCCAGGCACCACGUGCACCUCAAGCAGCCCGAGGAGGCCCUGCCCUUCCUAGAGCGGCUGCUGCUUUUGCACAGGGACUCGGGAGCCCCAGAGGCCGUGUGGCUCUCAGACUGCUACCUACUCCUGGCUGACAUCUACAGCCGCAAGUGCCUGCCCCACCUGGUGCUGAGCUGUGUCAAGGUGGCCUCAUUGCGGACACGGGGCUCACUGGCCGGCUCGCUGAGGAGUGUGAACCUGGUGCUCCAGAACGCCCCCCAGCCCCACAGCCUCCCUGCCCAGACUUCCCACUACCUCAGGCAAGCGCUGGCCUCCCUGACCCCGGGCACGGGCCAGGCGCUGCGCGGCCCCCUCUACGCCAGCUUGGCCCAGCUGUACAGCCACCAUGGCUUCCACGGCCCGGCCAUCACCUUCAUGACGCAGGCAGUGGAAGCCAGUGCUGUUGCCGGAGUCCGUGCCAUCGUGGACCACCUGGUGGCCCUGGCCUGGCUGCACGUGCUUCAUGGGCAGAGCCCGGUGGCCCUGGACAUCCUGCAGUCUGUCCAGGAUGCGGUGGUGGCCAGCGAGGACCAGGAGGGUGUGAUUGCCAACAUGGUGGCCGUGGCUCUGAAGAGGACCGGCCGGACGAGGCAGGCAGCCGAGGGCUACUACCGCGCCCUGCGGGCGGCUCGUGACCUGGGCCAGCAGAGGAACCAGGCAGUGGGGCUGGCCAACUUCGGGGCCCUGUGCCUGCAUGCGGGUGCCAGCAGGCUGGCCCAGCACUACCUCCUGGAGGCCGUGCGGCUGUUCUCGAGGCUGCCCCUCGGGGAGUGUGGCCGGGACUUCACCCACGUGCUCCUGCAGCUGGGCCACCUCUGCACCCGCCAGGGCCCGGCCCAGCAGGGCAAGGGCUACUACGAGUGGGCCCUUCUGGUCGCCGUGGAGAUGGGCCACGUGGAGAGCCAGCUGCGGGCCGUCCAGCGGCUGUGCCACUUCUACAGAGCCGUCAUGCCCAGCGAGGCCCAGUGUGUCAUCUACCAUGAGCUCCAGCUCUCCCUGGCCUGCAAGGUGGCUGACAAGGUGCUGGAGGGGCAGCUCCUGGAGACCAUCAGUCAGCUCUACCUGUCCCUGGGCACCGAGCGGGCCUACAAAUCCGCACUGGACUACACCAAACGAAGUCUGGGGAUUUUCAUUGACCUCCAGAAGAAAGAGAAGGAGGCGCAUGCCUGGCUGAAAGCAGGGAAGAUCUAUUACAUCUUGCGGCAGAGCGAGCUGGUGGACCUCUACAUCCAGGUGGCACAGAAUGUGGCCCUGUACACAGGCGACCCCAACCUGGGGCUGGAGCUGUUUGAGGCGGCUGGAGACAUCUUCUUUGACGGGGCCUGGGAGCGGGAGAAAGCUGUGUCCUUCUACCGGGACCGGGCCCUGCCCCUGGCAGUGACUACGGGCAACCGCAAGGCGGAGCUGCGGCUGUGCAACAAGCUGGUGGCACUGCUGGCCACGCUGGAGGAGCCCCAGGAGGGCUUGGAGUUUGCCCACAUGGCCCUAGCACUCAGCAUCACCCUGGGGGACCGGCUGAACGAGCGCGUGGCCUACCACCGGCUGGCUGCCCUGCAACACCGGCUGGGCCACGGCGAGCUGGCAGAGCACUUCUACCUCAAGGCCCUGUCGCUCUGCAACUCGCCGCUGGAGUUUGACGAGGAGACCCUCUACUACGUGAAGGUGUACCUGGUGCUCGGUGACAUCAUCUUCUACGACCUGAAGGACCCGUUUGAUGCAGCCGGGUACUACCAGCUGGCGCUGGCGGCCGCCGUGGACCUGGGCAACAAGAAGGCACAGCUGAAGAUCUACACGCGGCUGGCCACCAUCUACCACAACUUCCUCCUGGACCGUGAGAAGUCGCUCUUCUUCUACCAGAAGGCCAGGACCUUCGCCACAGAGCUCAAUGUCCGCAGGGUUAACCUGCCUCCUCUGCCACUCUGCGGGCCACUGUGCGCGGAGGUGGGGGCUGCUAGUGUCCCCAUUCGCCAGUGAAGAAAUAGAGGCACGGAGAGGUUAACUGUCUGGCCCACCAUCACACAGACGCAGAGCCCAGUGCGCUGACCAUCACACCACCCUGCCGGCCUGCUGCCAGGAAGGUGCCCCCAUUAGGACCCAAGGUCAGUUCCUUGUGGUGUCAGGAGAGCCACAGGCCAGUGAGGGUGGCCCAGGGGAUCCCCCACUAAGUGUCCUCUGGUCCCAGACUUGGCUGGGCUGAGCCUGACCAGUCCCACCUCCGGCCACUGGUCAGUCCUGCGGGAAGUGAGAUGCAGGGAUCUCUGCCUGUGUAGACGCUGCUGCCCAGUGUUGAAAGCCUUUUCUGGGCUGCCCCUCAGCCCUCCCCACGUACCCCUCCCCUUCCGGCCCCCGGCCCUCAUCUCAGUCCCCAGGAAUCCCAGGUUUUCCUUCUUGGAAUCUCUUGGCCUCAGGAAACACGGCUCACACGGUCUCUUCGCCCAUUUACGGCAAGGAAACCGAGGUUCAGAGACUGUGGGUGCCCCACGUGAUUCUCACAAACACUGCACUCUCCCAGGCCCCUCUUUUAAACACUUUUAAAAUGAGGUGACAUUCACAUCGUAUGAAAUUAACUAUUUCAACGUGAAUAAUGUGGUGGCAUUUGUGCAUUCACAGUGCUGUGCACUCACCCACGCCGUCUAGUUUCAAAAGGCAUUCAUCUCCCCAGAAGAAACCUCCCGUCCUCAUUAAGCAGUUACCCCUCCUUGGUAUCCCCCAAGCCCCUCUCCUGGGGUCCGAAGAGGGACUUGCCAGUAAUCGGAGCUCUGAUAAUAAGGAAUCAGGCACCCACUGCUGGUCCAGGCCUGGGUUGGUUUUCCACCCAGCAGAGGUGGCAGAGCCGGGAGGGUCUGGGAGCGCUACAGGGGAGCCCCAUGCUUGCUGCCGGAGCCCUGCCCCGAGCCUCCCCACCAGGGGGCAGCAGAGAGCUUUCCAGAACCGGCCGCGGGGCUGGAGGGAAGCAGUGGCUCAGAGCUGCUGACAAACCUCAUGUUGAAUCCAGACCGCUGUCUCUGUGGGUUGGGCUUGGGAAUUGGAGAGGAGGCCGCAUGAUUGGAAACAUGAAGACGGCACGGCCUGGCUGGAGCAGCGGGAAGCGCCAUCACGGUCACUGAGGACACAGACCUCCUGCCCGCCGGGCUGGGCCUGCAGCCAUUCCUCUCGGGGUGGGGUCUGCAGUUCCGGGUUGCUCUUGGGCCCCCGACCUGCCUCAGAGUCCUGGGGGCUUUGGGACUGUGCCUCCCCAUUUCCACCCACCCUGGCUGGUGCCAUCAGGGGCCUGGAUCCUGGGAUCCUGUUCCUCUCGGGCAGCAGAGCAUGGGGGACCAGAGGAAACAGUGGGUCUUCAAGCCCCACAUGCAAACCCCAGCCCACCACUCACAGUCUGGGGGUUCGGGGUGAGGGAGUUGAUUUCUCUGAGCCCCAGUUUGGUCACCACUAAAAUGAGACUGACAUACUGGGGCAGAGUGCCAGCCCCAGGGCCAAUAGAGGCCUGUUUCCUACUAACAAUACUUCUUACUCCUAAGAAAAGCUCCAACAACCACACGCUAUGGAACACUCAACCCAGGUCAACUUGUCAGAGGCGUGUGAACCAGAGCAACUCCAUCUUGAACAGGAGCUGGGUAAAAUGAGGCUGAGACCUGCCGGGCUGCACUCCCAGGAGGUUAGGCAUUCUAAGUCACAGGAUGAGAUAGGAGGUGGGCACAAGAUACGGGUCAUAAAGACCUUGCUGAUAAAGCAGGUUGCAGUAAAGGAGCCGGCCAAAGCCCACCAAGACCAAGGCGGCCACGAGAGCGACCUCUGAUUGUCCCCACGGCUCAUUGUGUGCUAAUUAGAAUGCAUUCGCUGCUAAAAGACACCCCCACCAGCACCAUGACAGUUUACAGAUGCCAUGGCAACAUCUGGAGGUUACCUCAUAAGGUCUCAAAAGGGAGGGGAGAAACUCUCAGUUCUGGGAAUUGCCCACCCUUUUCCUGGAAAACUCAUGAAUAGUCCACCCCUUGCUUAGCGUAUGAUCAAGAAAUAACCAUGAAAAUGGGCAACCAGCAGCCUUUGGGGCCGCUCUGCCUACGGAGUAGCCAUUCUGUUUUUUUUUUUUUUUUGAAAUGGAGUCUCGCUCUGUUGCCCAGGCUGCAGUGCAGUAGCGUGAUGUCGGCUCACUACAACCUCCGCCUCCCAGGUUCAACCAAUUCUCCUGCCUCAGCCUUUCUAGUAGCUGGGAUUACAGGAACCCGCCACCACGCCCAGCUAAUUUUUUGUAUUUUAGUAGAGACAGGGUUUUGCCAUGUCGGACCAGGCUGGUCUCAAACUCCUCACCUCAGGUGAUCCACCUGCCUCGGCAUCCCAAAGUUAUGGGAUUACAGGAGAGAGCCACUGUGCCUGGCCAGAGUAGCCAUUCUUUUAUUCCUUUUCUUUCCUAA